This is a messenger RNA of Spinacia oleracea (spinach), 2016 nucleotides long. RefSeq names its product remorin 1.4. The record is from RefSeq and is a predicted model, not a curated record. NCBI's taxonomy places the organism in Eukaryota, Viridiplantae, Streptophyta, Magnoliopsida, Caryophyllales, Amaranthaceae. The coding region runs from base 850 to 1848 and encodes 332 amino acids. The transcript has 3 exons.
UGUAUAGUUUUAACCGUUACACUCCCUUCUGUUACAUUAAUCCACCAUCAAACGUGCAAAGUACCUGUAAAUUUUUGUCAAAUUUAAUUUUUUAUUUUAUAGUUGUAUGGAUCUGAAUAGUGACCUCAUUUUCUUUAGCUUGUGAAAAAUAGGUAGAACAUUUCCCAAAAAUCUAUGCUAUUUUUGCUCUUACUUUCCAUACCCAGUUGAGAUUUUAUGAUUUUGUACUCAUCAGUUGCUGUCAUCUUACUGUUUCAUUUACUCAAUAUUUCUUCUUUUUUCUUGAAUAUAAACUAAUUAAUUCAACAUUUGAUGAUUUCUGUGAAAUUUUUACUUCGUUUCAGAGUGAAAGCAAACACACCCAGAUGAUUUUUCUUCAUUUUUUUCUACUAAAAUUUACUUAGAACUGAUAUUAUAGUCAUUCAUAUUAGUGAAGAUUUUCUGGUGUUUAUCGUUGGGGUUUUCUUCUUCCCAGAUUCUUACUGGUUUUAUCUAGUGUUGGUGUUUAGAAACUACUCGAAAAGGUGUUUUUGCAGUAGUCUUAAGUUUUGAGUGACAACUGAGAGUUCAGUAAUCAGUAUCUGAAGUUUUUGGAUCUUGGUAAAAACUUUGUCAGUUUUUUUUUUUUUUGGUAUCAGAUUCUUAUUGCUUUUAUCGGUUGUUAGUCACUAUUCCUAGUCUGUUUUGAGUGACAAAUGAGAGUUCAGUAGUCAGUGUUUGAAGUUUGUGGUGGAUCUUUGGUAAAAGUUUGUCAGUUUUUUGUGCAAGGAAGGUGUUUGUUAGAACGACUGUGUAAUUACAUUACAUAAAAGUUUGUGUUUUGAUUGAGGUUGAUUAAGAAGGUAGAAAAUGGUGAGAUCUAUGGAGGAUAAGGAGAUCUCUAAUGGAAGCAUUACAUUUGAGUUUCACAAAGGGAAUAGUAAUAACAAUAAUAAUGGGGUAAUUACUAGAGCCAAUCAUCAGCCUAGAACAGCUUUAGGAAAACCAACACCUUCAAAAUGGGAUGAUGCACAGAAAUGGCUAGUUGGGUUUUCCUCUAAUAAGGCUAAUAAUAAGCCUCGAAACUCGAAUGCUGAUGAUACAAGGUUGAUUGCCCCUAUUCCCCAGCAAGAACACCGUUAUUCUGGUGUAGGUUAUGAUGAUGAUGAUGAGGAAGUAGAGAAGAAUGUGAAUACCAAGAAUGUUGAUUGUGAGGAGGGUUUUUGGAGAGUUGAUGAGGUGGUAGGGAAUGCUAGUUUAGGUGUAGCUAGAUCAGUUUGUGUUAGAGAUAUGGGGACUGAGAUGACUCCUAUUGCUAGUCAGGAACCUUCUAGAACAGCCACACCUAUUCGGGCCACCACACCGGUGGGUCGCAGCCCGAUUUCUUCCGGGCCUUCCACCCCAAUGAGGUGCCAACAUGGUGCUCAAAGUAGAAUGUCUAAUUGUGAGGAAGAAGAUGAUGGGAGUAAGAUGGUGGAGAGUAGUAGUGGUUUGGAACUAGUUAAGAAGGUUAGUCCUUUAGAAAAUCGAGCUUUGGCUUGGGAUGAAGCGGAGCGUGCCAAAUACAUGGCUAGGUAUAAACGCGAAGAAGUGAAGAUACAAGCUUGGGAAAAUCAUGAGAAGAGAAAAGCUGAAAUGGAGAUGAAGAAAUUGGAGGUGAAAGCAGAGAGAUUGAAAGCUAGAGCGCAGGAGAAGUAUGCAAAUAAACUUGCUGCAGCAAGAAGAAUCGCAGAAGAGAAGCGUGCAAAUGCAGAGGCAACAUUGAAUGAAAAAGCCGUCAAGACAUCAGAGAAAGCAGAUUAUAUCAGAAGAACGGGUCACUUGCCUUCUUCAUUCUCUUUUAAGUUGCCUUCUUUAUGUUGGCAGUAGUAACUUCUUCCUCAACAUAUAUGUAUUUAGAUGUUAGUUUUUCGCCUCAUUUUCUUGCAUUUGUAAGCUUUUGUACCUUUUCCCUUUCGGCAUAUGCACUCGUCGCCUUUGAAAUAUGGAUCAAUCUUGAAAGUAAUGGAAGAUGAUCAAUUGAUACAUUUAUGCAUU